CGACAAACAGCACGGCCUCGACCGAACACUGAACGCCAGUGCGGGUGCGAUUUUUUUUGCAAAAGCUUCUAUUCAAGGUCCUCGAGACUCGACAAUUCCGGAUUUUCCUUCUCCCGAACGGGCCUUCCUUGCCAAUUUUUCUUUUUCCUAUUCUCCGGUUAAACCGCAACCGAAGAAUCGAAGCAUCAGUCCGAUCAUUUUUCUGGACUGAGAGCAUUUGGACUUUACGUCUUCGUCGACCUUUUUCGAUUUAAAUCACACAUAUCACAAUGGCAUUCGGUGGUCCUCGUGGUGGUGGUGGCCGUGGUGGCCGUGGUGCUCCUCGUGGAGGUGGUGGCGGCCGUGGUGGUAGAGGCGGUCUUGGUGCCGGUGGUCGUGGUCGCGGCGGUGGCCGUGGUGCUCCCCGCGGUGGUCGUGGUGCCCCCCGUGGCCGUGGUGGUCCUCGCGGCGGUGGUCGCGGCGGUGCUAAGGGUGCCAAGGGUGGUGCUAAGGUCAUCAUUGAACCCCACCGUCACGCUGGUGUCUUCGUCGCCCGUGGUGGUAAGGAAGAUUUGCUCGUCACCAAGAACCUUACUCCCGGAGAGGCCGUCUACGGUGAGAAGCGCAUCUCUGUCGAGUCCCCCGCUGAGGAGGAUGGCACUGUGACCAAGACCGAAUACCGUGUCUGGAACCCCUUCCGUUCCAAGUUGGCUGCCGGUAUCCUGGGUGGUCUGGAUGACAUCUACAUGCGCCCUGGCUCCAAGGUCCUGUAUCUCGGUUCCGCCAGCGGUACCUCCGUCAGUCACGUUGCCGAUAUCGUCGGACCUACUGGUAACGUCUACGCCGUUGAGUUCUCCCACCGUUCCGGCCGUGACUUGAUCGGCAUGGCUACCCACCGCACCAACGUUAUCCCCAUCGUCGAGGACGCCAGACACCCUCUUCGUUACCGUAUGCUCGUCCCCAUGGUCGAUGUCAUCUUCGCCGAUGUUGCCCAGCCCGACCAGGCCCGUAUUGUCGGCCUGAACGCCCACAUGUUCCUCAAGGAGGGCGGUGGUGUCAUUGUCUCCGUCAAGGCCAACUGUAUCGACAGUACCGCUAAGCCCGAGGUUGUGUUCGCUCGUGAAGUCCAGAAGAUGAGAGAGGAGCGGAUCAAGCCCAGGGAACAGCUGACCCUGGAGCCUUUCGAACGUGACCACUGUAUAGUGUCUGGUAUCUACAAGCGCUCUGCAUGAAUUUAAGAAACAAAAAGAAUCCGGUGGUUUUUGCUCUUUUGUCUCUCUCAUGUCAUAAUUACUUAUGCUUCCCCUUUAUACGGCGUCGAGUGUUCCGUGAUCUGUUGCAAUUUUCUUCGAUUUUUUCCUUGUGUGUCCUCAUGUCCAGGUUUCUUAGAUGUACUUCUUGAGUCAGAAAAUUUCGAGGUUUACGGUUUCUGGUCGUUCAAGAAUUUAGCUGCUAAUUAAGCUGGUCAAUGAUUCACCAUUCUUUUGUGUAAAACAAAGUGUAGUUGCUAGACGAUUUUC
This is a messenger RNA of Aspergillus welwitschiae, 1499 nucleotides long. RefSeq names its product rRNA 2'-O-methyltransferase fibrillarin family protein. The transcript is spliced from 3 exons. Bases 270 to 1211 code for a protein of 313 amino acids. The record is from RefSeq and is a predicted model, not a curated record. Gene Ontology annotation, molecular function: RNA binding; histone H2AQ104 methyltransferase activity; rRNA methyltransferase activity. NCBI's taxonomy places the organism in Eukaryota, Fungi, Ascomycota, Eurotiomycetes, Eurotiales, Aspergillaceae. Gene Ontology annotation, cellular component: small-subunit processome; box C/D methylation guide snoRNP complex; nucleolus. Gene Ontology annotation, biological process: rRNA methylation; box C/D sno(s)RNA 3'-end processing.